Messenger RNA from Fulmarus glacialis (Northern fulmar), 2214 nucleotides. RefSeq names its product zinc finger protein 638-like. The transcript is spliced from 8 exons. Gene Ontology annotation, molecular function: mRNA binding. Gene Ontology annotation, cellular component: nucleus. Lineage: Eukaryota; Metazoa; Chordata; Aves; Procellariiformes; Procellariidae. The annotation marks the transcript as partial. Gene Ontology annotation, biological process: regulation of RNA splicing. The record is from RefSeq and is a predicted model, not a curated record.
AUGUUUAGCCCUAGAGGAACUUUACCUCAGAGGCCGAGAGGACCUAAUCCAUCUGGCACAAAGCCUCCAGGAUCCUUUAGGGGAGGAGGUGCAGGAGGUCUUCAGAGGAAGCCUGCACCUGGAACACCUCAAGGAAUGUCACCAAGAUUUUCGGGACAGGAAACGUUUCAGUGGACAGGUUCACAGAGGAUAAACGUUCGGGUAACUCUGCACAGGCCUGAUCCGAGGCGGGUGAAGGAGAAGACGAACCUACACCAGGAGCAGAAGGGAGAGCCUCGCACAACUUGCUGGGAUAGUAGCCCGUGCCCAGCUGGGACAACUGGGCAAAAGCCAUCGGCCCCAGCACGGAUCUCGGAGCAGAAUUCAAGUGCCCAGAACCGCUACACACCAGAAAGUGCUUCCAGCAUUUUAGCGAGUUUCGGGCUGUCUAAUGAAGAUUUGGAGGAACUCAGUCGCUAUCCAGAUGAUCAGUUAACUCCUGAAAACAUGCCGCUAAUCUUAAGAGAAAUACGGAUUCGUAAGAUGGGUCAUUCUUUAUCUGGUUUACAGUCUCAGAGCAGAGCAGAAGAAACGGUUGGUGGUACGAGUGGUGCAGCAGUCAAGAGUAAAGUGAUUGAUUAUGGGCAUGCAAGCAAAUACGGUUACACUGAAGAUCCUCUUGAAGUGCGUGCUUAUAAUCCUGAAGUGCUGACUGAAGAUCCUCUCAAAGCACGUGUCUAUAAUCCUGAAGCAUCGAGCGGAGAGAACAGGGAAGACUUCCAACGAGAGCAGACUAUGUCAAUGGGUGUCCCACCAUCUAGCGUGACAUGUAAUUCAGUGUUUCCAGUUGAAGAUUUAAUAAAACAGACGGGGUUCCAGAAUGAUUCCUCAAAUACUCGAUCGUUUUUUCCAGCUGAGACUUCGGGAAAGGUGUCCGGUUUGUGUGCAACGCCCGCUGGACUCCCCGUGGUGAAAUCUGUAUCCCAGCCUGUGCCGCCUCUUGUCCAGCAGUCCGUGACCCAGCACGUAAUGCCACCGAUGACCCAGCCACCCUUCUCAGCUGAACUUCUUGCAGCUAUAACCCAGCAUGAAAGAAUUCAGCGUGAAUCUGGGACAAGCCAGUCUAACACCCAGGGCGGCUCGGGAGCAGGACAGAAGCCCUUCCAGACACAGUCUGAGGGGCCAAUUAGAUCUCCUUUUGGUAUUGUGAAAGCAUCGUGGCUUCCAGCGUUUCUACAGCCUGAUGCCCAGAAGAUAAAAAGAAUGCCCACUCCGUCAAUGAUGAAUGACUACUAUGCUACAUCUCCAAGAAUAUUUCCACAUAUGUGUUCUCUGUGUAACAUUGAAUGCACUCAUAUGAAGGACUGGAUUCUGCAUCAGAACACUCCUUCUCAUAUUGAAAGCUGCCGCCAGUUACGUCAAAAAUAUCCUGAUUGGAACCCUGAGUCUCAUUCUUCAAAGAGAAAUGCUGGUGACAGAAAAGAAAACCAGACCCCGAAGCGUCGUUCCAACUCUGCCAGUCCCAGUCCUAGGCGUUCGAGGGUCGGAGGCUCUGGCUAUGUUCUUCGCCGAUCACGAUCGAGAUCCAGAAGCCCUGGCCGCUUUAGGCCAAGGCCAAGAAGUCGAAGCCCACGGCAGAUGCGACGACGUAGCCCCAGACACAGGUCAAGGUCACCGCAGCGAUCGAGAAAUCCACUGAGAACUAGUCCACGACCUCAGAGAUCUUCCAGUAAUGAUUGGUCAUCAAGGAGGUCAACCCGAUCUCAAGGGAAGACGCCUGGAAAUAUGAAGAAGCCACUGAAAAAAGGUGUUUCUGCAAAGGCUUCGAAGAAAGAUGUGCCUUCUUUGCCUGGGUCAAGCUCUUCAUCUCCUGAAACUGAUGAUUUCAGGAUGGAAGAGGAUGAGGAAGACUUACCCACAGGAACCAGUAGACCUCGUCCUACUCCUUAUAAUAGGCUGUUGAGAGAGGAACUGCUGAGUUGUGGGACAGUCCUUCGAAUAUCUGAUUUACCAGAUGAUGGCUUUUCAGAUCAAGAUAUUAAAAAAAUUGUUCAGCCAUUUGGCAAAGUUAGUGAUCUCCUUGUACUGCGCUCUAGAAAUGAGGCCUUCUUGGAAAUGAACUACAAAGAAGCUGUGAUAGCAGCUGUGAAAUACGGUGAAACUGUGCCAGUGCUGGUAAAUGGGAAACGGGUGAAAAUAAGCGUAGCAGAAAAGCCAAAAGCAUCUCCUGGCCAG